This is a messenger RNA of Ipomoea triloba (trilobed morning glory), 1519 nucleotides long. RefSeq names its product homeobox-leucine zipper protein ATHB-23-like. The record is from RefSeq and is a predicted model, not a curated record. Lineage: Eukaryota; Viridiplantae; Streptophyta; Magnoliopsida; Solanales; Convolvulaceae. Gene Ontology annotation, cellular component: nucleus. Gene Ontology annotation, biological process: positive regulation of DNA-templated transcription. Gene Ontology annotation, molecular function: DNA-binding transcription factor activity, RNA polymerase II-specific; sequence-specific DNA binding. The transcript has 2 exons. The coding region runs from base 278 to 1210 and encodes 310 amino acids.
GCUUCCAGUCUUGACAUCUUGCCACCCCAUGUUCUCCUUCCCCCUUCAUGUUCCCACUCCAUAACAUCAUCUCUCUCUCUCUCUUUCUUGCUCGCCAUAAGGCUAUCCUAAUAGCCUCUGACUUUCUCUCUCUCUCUAUUUCUCUCCCUUUCAAUAACAGGAUCGAGCAAGAUAGAGCAGACCACAUCAUUGCAUAUUUUUAUACAAAGGAAACUCUUCAAUUUAUCUUAUUUGCGAUUUUUUUUGUACGUAAACAUUAUAUAUAUAUAUAUAUUGCAUGAUGAACAUGAUUUCCGGCAACGGCAUCAUGGCGGCGUUUGUCCCUCCCCUUCCGCCGCCGCCGGAAACUUCCAUCACAUUCCAAAACCCAGAAGAAGAAAACCACUUCUCUCAUCACCAUCACGACUUCAACGGCGCCGCCAAUGUUUCGACGCUGUUAAUGAGGAGAUCCGUGUCGUUCACGGGCUUGGAGAGGCCGUGGGAGAAUCAGCAUCAUCAUCAUCAUCAAGUGGACGAUGACACGUCGGACGACGGGUGCUCGCAGCUGGGGGAGAAGAAGCGGCGGCUGAGCUUGGAGCAAGUGAAGGCGCUGGAGAAGAGCUUCGAGGUGGGCAACAAGCUUGAGCCGGAGAGGAAAAUGCAGCUGGCUAGGGCUUUGGGUUUGCAGCCGAGACAGAUCGCUAUUUGGUUCCAGAACAGACGCGCCAGGUCUAAGACUAAGCAAUUGGAGAAGGAUUAUGAAUUGUUGAAGAGACAAUUUGAGGCUCUCUCUGCUGAUAAUGAUGCCCUUAAGUCUCAAAACAAAAAGCUCCACUCAGAGCUGCAGUUAAUGGCACUGAGGAGCAGGGAAUCAAAGGGGAGUGGACCAGGCAGCGCCAUGAUUAUUAAUCUGAACAAAGAAACAGAGGGAUCUUGGAACAACAACAACAACAACGUAAGUGAGAACAACAGCAUUAUUGAUGUUAAUCUGGGCAGCGCCACCACCACAGCGGACAGCCCACUUUACUCCAACAAACAUCAUCAUCAUCAUCAUCAUGUCUUGCCGCCACCGCCGCCUUCCUCAAUUGCCCAAACAAAUCUGCCGCCUCAUCAUCAUGUUCAAGAUGAAGGGUAUUGCAAUAUGUUUGGGUCCGCCAUGGACGAGCAGGCCGAGUUCUUGGCCAUGGCCCCGGGCUCCACAACAUUCCCAUUGAGCUUCUCCUUCUCUUAGACACCCCAAUUAGUAGUAUUUUUCGAAUUGAAUUGAAACAGGGAGGCCAGUUGGAAUUAAUGGAAAGAGAAUAUAAUUAAUUAAAAAUGUAUGAAUGUAUGUAUGUAUGUAUGUGUGGUACAGAUAAGAAUCUGUUCAUGUUCCAUGCAACAUAACAUCAGAAAAUGGUGCUUUAGUGGGUCUCCCUUUCCCACUCUUUCUUCUCUGGCAUGGGUCAUCGUUCACCACAGUAUAAUUAUAUACUUCUUCUUGAAUUGUUGUUUAAUUAAUCAAACGAAGAAAAGGGGGAAAAAGGUUGGAUUGGAUUCU